Osmia lignaria (orchard mason bee) is the source of this 564-nucleotide messenger RNA. Its product is annotated as histone H2B. NCBI's taxonomy places the organism in Eukaryota, Metazoa, Arthropoda, Insecta, Hymenoptera, Megachilidae. Gene Ontology annotation, molecular function: structural constituent of chromatin; DNA binding; protein heterodimerization activity. Gene Ontology annotation, cellular component: nucleosome. The record is from RefSeq and is a predicted model, not a curated record.
UGGAAUCCCAACAAAGAUAAUAAGACGGCCAUAUGCAACCCCACCAUGGUGCAUGAUGCAAAUGGCGCUGUAUAGGAGAAGCUAUGGGGUCUAACGUGAUUGGUGCGCUGUAGGCAACGUUCCCCCAUUAUAUAAGAACAGCGAUUGAAUUUCAUCAUGCCUCCUAAAGCAAGUGGAAAAGCUGUGAAGAAAGCCGGCAAAGCUCAAAAGAAUAUUAGUAAGACUGACAAGAAAAAGAAGAGGAGGAGGAAGGAAAGCUAUGCCAUCUACAUCUACAAAGUAUUAAAGCAAGUCCAUCCUGACACUGGAAUCUCCAGCAAAGCUAUGAGCAUCAUGAACAGCUUUGUGAAUGAUGUUUUCGAGAGAAUUGCUGCUGAAGCUUCACGUUUGGCGCAUUACAACAAAAGAUCAACCAUUACAUCCCGGGAGAUCCAAACCGCUGUGAGACUCCUAUUGCCUGGUGAAUUGGCGAAGCAUGCUGUUUCUGAAGGCACCAAAGCAGUUACCAAAUACACCAGUUCGAAGUGAACGGUAUUGUUUCAAUCCUUUACUAUUCCUAAAACU